AGUGCGUAACUCUUGCGUGGCCUCGGAUAGAAGAGAAAAAUGACAAGUUCUACUCCUCUGGAGAGCAGAGGCGCGGGAGAUGAAAGGAGAAAGGCGGAGGCCUCGGGCGGCGAUGGCAAGCGGCCACCAAAUCCGCACAUAAAGUCCAGGAAUUUAGACACGAAGGGAAAGAACGCAAACGCGUCAAAAUACCGCGAUAACGACGCGUCGGCCAACGUGGUCAAGGCCAUUGGCCCUUACGUUCAGUGUAGCAUCUGCAGCAAACUUUGCUCUAGACAGGGACACAUAAAGUGCGCUGAAUGUGUCGAUUUCAACAUUUGCGUCAAGUGUUUUAGCUCCGGACUCGAGAAAGCGGACAGUAGCGCCUUGGCGAGUUCAUUCGUCCCGAGCGUAGCCACGGGGAAUAGUAACGUGAAGCAUAAGAAUACACACAAAUACAUUCCAGUCGGACCAGCCAAUUUUGCGCUUUUCACAAAAGACUGGUCCGCGGAGCAAGAGUUGCUAUUGGUCGACGCAAUUGCAAAGUAUGGCCUGGGAAAUUGGACAGAAGUAUCCGAAAUGGUAACAAUGGCCUAUGCGGGCUACAAAUCUGAAGAGGAAUGCGAAUCGCACUAUUAUAAAAUAUAUUUAAAUUCUCCAACCCCUCCAAUCCCGGACUUGACUAGUCUGGUUUAUGAUGAGAAUGGAAAACCACUAAUUGUCCACCCUUCUGGUGUAUGCCCAACUCAGGAAAAGCCAAAGCCCGCAGUAUCCAAUAAACCGCAGGCAAAACCACAGAUCAUUGGCUAUUGGCCACUGAGGGGUGAUUUUGACAUUGAGUACGACAACGAUGCAGAGCUCAUUUUAGCUGACAUGGAGUUUAGACCUGAGGACACUCCAGAACAGAUUGAGCUCAAGUUAAAUGUCAUUGAAAUUUAUAAUUCCAAAUUGGAUGAACGUAUUUAUCGCAAAAAAGUCAUUAUUGAAAGAGGUCUGCUGGACGCCAAGUCCCUGCAGCAAAAGGAACGCAAGUACACUUCGGAAGAGAAGGAGCUUUAUAAUCUCCUUAAGCCAUUCCUACGCUUCCAGACUGCAGAAGAGCACGAUCAGACCGUACAACUCAUAGUAAAGGAGAGGAAGCUGCGCUCUAAGCUCUACCAACUUAUGGUAUGGAAAACUUUGGGAUUAAAGACCCAAGAGGACGUUCGAAAGUAUGAAGAGAAAGUACACCGUAUAGAGGAAUAUAAAGAUUUUCUUGUAAAGCAGGAGUCGGAUCCAUCGAGAAGACAUGAGAGGAGACUACGUGCCAAUGCUUUAGACUUGGAAGCUUCUAGUGGAUUGGCUAUGAAUAGACUCAAAAUUACAGAAUUUUUGGAUGACAACGAGAUUGAGUUUUGUGAAUCUCUCCAGUUGCCACCAAUUUCCUAUUUCCUCGCAAAGCGUGUCCUACUACAGGAAUUAGCUUGCAACACAAUCUACUCCGUGGAGGAUAUGUGCAACGAGCUAAGGAUUGAUGGUACAAAGCAAGGCCGAAUUUUCGAUUUUCUGCUCAUGUUAUCUCCAAAGGCCCUUAGAAACAUGGAAACUGAAGUAUGCGACCUAAGCAAGGCUACUCUGGACAACGAAGGUUUCAUUGAUCACACCAAAGUCGUCAGCCAGAUUACACUCACGAAUAACAACGUAGCGCCGGUAUUUGAUAGAUUUGGAUGCAACAAAAUUGCUACAUACAUGAACAGCUUGGAUAAUGAGCAGGAGGCAAAGUCGGUACCCAUUUUCGGCAACCAACAAAAGGGCGGCGUAUCUCUCGAGCGGCCUAUCAAACAGCAAAAGUUGUAAUUUUUAACGUUUUAUCACGUAG
Molecule: messenger RNA, 1837 nt
Organism: Theileria equi strain WA
Lineage: Eukaryota; Apicomplexa; Aconoidasida; Piroplasmida; Theileriidae
Product: transcriptional adapter 2 protein, putative
Exons: 3
Coding region: 40-1815 (591 amino acids)
Biological process (GO): chromatin remodeling; regulation of transcription by RNA polymerase II
Cellular component (GO): nucleus
Molecular function (GO): transcription coactivator activity; chromatin binding; zinc ion binding
Source: RefSeq, a predicted model, not a curated record